UAUUAUUUGUCAUUUAGGUGUUAUGAUCGGAAUUCAGUUAUAAGAAUAUGUGUUAUUUGUAAGAAAUGUAACUCUACCAAAAAUAUGUGUUACAUUUUUAUGUUUAAAAUUUAACCAUGUGAAUGUAAUUUCAGGGUCAUCAAGACUAGAGUUUCUCAUUGAAUGCAUCCUAUCUUGAUCAAUAUUUACAUAAUAUAUAUACACACAUAAUCAAUGAUUUGGCGUAUUUGUUGUAUACACAAACUUAUUAAAACUGGAUUGAAAAAUGAGUAAUCAAGGGUCAAAUUUUUGUUUAAAAAAGUUUCAACUUAAGACGGUCGAUAAUUCUUUAGGCUCAUAGUCGAUAAUUGGUUUAAAAUCAACAUUCUAUCCAAGCAGUUGAACAAAAACGGAAGUGUGUUAUGUGUUUUGUGUGCCGCAAGGUUCGAUAAUUACAGUACCUAUCGAAAAGAAAGAUAUCUGAAAAUUUUCUGAAUGUAUAGAUUUUUCGACGAAGAUCUUUUCGUAAACCUAUACCAUCGAACUAGCAAUAUCUUUUGAUUCAUAACUAUUUGAGUUGCUUUUAUUUAGGAUUUAAAACUAAACAUUCGUUUGGACAUAAAAGAAGUCCAAACUAUAAAGCGAAGAAAAUAAGCUGAUAAUGUGAGGACAAACAAAAAAGAACCUUAAUAUUGAUGAUCAAGCAUACACAUCAAGAGCUGGUGGGUGGUAAUUGAUGUUGCCACCUCUCUAUCUCUCUCUAAAUCUUACUUUACGCCCUUAUCCUCCUCUCUCUUCUCCCCCCGAAGCUUUUGCAACAAAUAAAGUAUCCUCUCUCUUUCUCUCUCUAGAUGCAAGAGGACUCAGAGAGAGAAAGUAUGAUUGAUGGGGAAAGAGAGAAAGAAGGUAAAAUACAAUAGAUUAUUAUUGGUACACGGUUGUCAUGUUUUGUUAUGUGUCUUGUGUGCGCUCUUCUUCUUUUCUUCAUCCAUUGAUCUUCUUUAUUUAACCCUACUCUCUUCUCCUUUUCCCAUUCUUUCUAUCAUUUCUUUUCUCUCUCUCGGGAUCUGAUAUCUCUUUUCAGUAACCUAUUUCCGAGGAGCACUGUCAAAUCCUGUCCACUCUUCUUUCAGUAAUACUUCUCUCUUUGUGCUGGAGUGUUCCAACUUAUGAUGAGAAGGGCAUAAAAUAACUAAAAGUAUAAAGUUUUGUUAGAAGGUGUUCAAAAGUAUCCAGCUGAAUCAUCUUGAAUCUAGAGUUUCUUCAGAUUACUGAUCGAUCAAGAAGACAAAAAAGAUGAAUUCGUUUUCCCACGUCCCUCCGGGUUUUAGAUUUCACCCAACGGACGAAGAACUUGUAGACUACUACCUGAGAAAAAAAGUUGCAUCGAAGAGAAUAGAAAUUGAUUUCAUAAAAGACAUUGAUCUUUACAAGAUUGAACCGUGGGAUCUUCUAGAGUUGUGCAAAAUUGGACAUGAAGAGCAAAGUGAUUGGUACUUCUUUAGCCAUAAAGACAAGAAGUAUCCCACAGGGACUCGAACCAAUAGAGCAACCAAAGCAGGAUUUUGGAAAGCCACAGGAAGAGACAAGGCUAUAUACUUGAGGCAUAGUCUUAUUGGUAUGAGGAAAACACUUGUGUUCUACAUGGGGAGAGCCCCAAAUGGACAAAAAUCCGACUGGAUCAUGCACGAAUACCGCUUAGAAACCGAUGAAAAUGGAGCUCCUCAGGAAGAAGGAUGGGUUGUGUGUAGGGUUUUCAAGAAGAGGUUGCCCGCAGUUAUUAGACGAAUGGGAGAUUAUGACUCAUCGCCUUCACGUUGGUAUGACGAGCAGCUCUCUUUUAUGGCCUCUGAGCUCGAGACAAACGGUCCAAGACGGAUUGUCCCCAAUCAUCAUCAGCAGCAGCACCACCAGCCUUUUUCAUAUGGGAUCAAUGCAUCUGCUUACGCUCUCAACAACCCUAACUUGCAAUGCAAGCAAGAGCUAGAACUACAAUACAGCCACUUGUCAAAUCAGGUGCAUGAGGAACAAAUGAAUCAAGGGAAUCAGAGUUUCAGCUCUCUAUACAUGAAUAGUGGGAACGGGCAAACGAUGGACCAGGUCACGGACUGGAGAUCCCUAGAUAAAUUUGUUGCGUCUCAGCUAAGCAACGAGGAGGCCGCCACAGCUUCUGCUUCUCUACAGAACAAUGGCAAAGACACAAGCAACGUGGAGUACCAAAUUGAUGAAGAAAAAGAUCAGAAAAGGGUUUCAGACAUGGGAGAAGAAUAUGUUGCUUCGACUUCUUCGAGUUGUCAGAUUGAUCUAUGGAAGUGAGCACAAAGAGAACCAUAUCAUAUAAAUGCAUAUAUACUUAUAUCGAUAUACGUAAACACGAAGACAAAUCAAGUGUAGAUGAUGAUGGUACAGAUUUAUAUUUUCUUUGAUUGAUUCUUACUACAUUAUUGAACUUAUAUGCAUAUAUACGUUGCGUAUGUAUGCAUACUUACUUGUACUCGAUACAUGAUUAACCAUAUAAACUCUAAUCUAAAUGUGUAUUUUUUUUAUA
Messenger RNA from Brassica napus (rape), 2527 nucleotides. Its product is annotated as NAC domain-containing protein 7-like. Lineage: Eukaryota; Viridiplantae; Streptophyta; Magnoliopsida; Brassicales; Brassicaceae. Gene Ontology annotation, molecular function: DNA binding. The transcript has 5 exons. The record is from RefSeq and is a predicted model, not a curated record. The coding region runs from base 1276 to 2295 and encodes 339 amino acids. Gene Ontology annotation, biological process: regulation of DNA-templated transcription.